AAGUGGGUGUGUGCGGGAGAGGAGGGGUUAAAUAUUGGGAGGGUAUAGAUUGCAGAGGGGGCAGGGGUGGGCUGGAUUGUGAUAGCGACAGAUGUCUAGAAAACUGUAAAGGAGGCACUCCUCAGUUCCUACACAGUCCCAGACUGCACCUCGGAGGCAGGGGCGGAAUCUGCAGCUGUCAGUCUUAAGGUUUACCUCCAUAAUCACAUCCAGCCGGAGCCUGGAAAAGAAGCCCAAGUGAUCACUUUCGAGGAAUACAGGAGACAUCAUGGGAGGCAAACUGAGCAGGAAGAGGAAAGGAUAUGAUGUGAGCGAUCCCAAAGAGACGAAGGAUGAGUCCACAGCGACUGCUGCUGGUGCAGAGGAGUCUGCUAAAUUGGAGGACGGAGCCCCGCCCACAGAAGCUAAAGUGACAACUGAGGCAGGCAAUGUGGUAAAGGAAGCUGUGGGGUCAGCUGUGGCAGCAGUAACUGAAGCUGUAAAGGCUCCAGAAGAGCCCAAAUCUGCACCUCCAGAGGAACCAGCUCCAGAGGAGGCAGCUCCUGCAGCUCAAGAGGAUGCAGCUCCUGCAGCAGAAGAACCAGAUCAUGCAAUAGAAGAACCAGCUCCUGCAGCAGAAGAACCAGCUCCUGCAGUAGAAGAACAAGCUCCUGCAGUAGAAGAACAAGCUCCUGCAGCAGAAGAACCAGCUCCUGCAGUAGAAGAACAAGCUCCUGCAGCAGAAGAACCAGCUCCUGCAGUAGAAGAACAAGCUCCUGCAGCAGAAGAACCACCUUCUGCAGAAGAGAAGGCAGCUCCAGUAGCACAAGAACCAGCUGCAGCAGUAGAGGAACCAGCUCCACCAGCAGGGAAACCAGCUGCAGCAGUAGAGGAACCUGUUAUAGCAAUAGAGGAACCAGCUGCAGCAGCAGUGGAGUCAGCCUCAGUAGUAGAGGAACAGGCCCCAGUAGAGCUCCCAGAGGCUACAGCAGCAGCAGCAGCAGCAGCAGAGGAACCUGUGCCAAUUGAGGUUGAGUCUGAAGCUGCAUCUGAAGAGCUCCUUGUAGAAGAACCUGCUUUAGCUGUAGAAAUUGUUAAAGAGCCAGAGGUUGUUCCCGUCACCACAGAGGAAGCACCCAAGGACCAAGAGCCAGAGCCCAUCCCAGAGACUGUUACUGAGCCAGAAGCCACUUUGGAGGAGACAGUGGUCCCUGCUGCUGUCCCUGAACCCGAGCCAGUGGCUGAGCAAGCUGCAGAGCCAGUGCUGGAGCAAGCCCUAGAUCCAGAGCUGGCAGCAGAGUUUGAAUCAGAGCCACAGCAAGUAUCAGUGGAAGCAUCCGAGCCACAACCUGAACCAGAGCAAGCACCAGAGCCAGAGCUUGAACAAUCACCAGAGCCAGAACCAGAGCAAGUACUACAGCCAGAGCCUGAGCAGGUGGCUGAUGCAAUGAAAUCUGCAGCACAGGAACAAGUAAAAGAAGUUGCGCCGGAACCAAUUAUAGCCACAUCUGAGGUUACUCAACUUGGGAAUGAGGAAGCAGAAUCAGCUGAGGUCUUGGAGACUGCAGCAGAGGAGGUACCCGCUGAAUAUCAGCCUGUAGUAGAGGAAUCAGUUGCAACAGAAGCCCCCAGCACUGAGGCAGCAGCUGAGCCAGAAGCAGCAGAACCUGUCCCUGAGAUUGUCAUCUCAGAGUCUGUCUCUGCCAGCGAAAUUACGGCUGAGUCCGAAGAGGUAGCUGAGGCCUCUGUGAAAGAGGUGCCUUGCCCAGAGCCUGAGGUAGAAAGCAAGAUGGAAAAUGGAGAUAUAGGGAGCCCUUCUGGUACAAAGGAUGUGGCAGAAGUAGAUGCACUUCCGGCUGUGAAUGGAGAGUGCACACAUUCUGCUGCCACACAGAUAGAGGAAUGCGUUAAUGGUAAUGAAAAGCCAGAGGAGAUGCCUAUCAAGGAGCAGAGUGACUUUGAACUGAAAAAGGAGGUGAACCUGAGCGGGGACGUGCAGGAAGUUCCCGAUGCAGUCUCUGACAUGGCAGAGGGCCUCAGCACUGAGAUCACUCAGGCAGUCUGAAAAAGAAGCCAUCUUUAAAAUCAAUGUGAAUUCAGUUUAAUCCUCCGAUGGUGCGAGAAAGCCAUCAAGGUAUCACAAACACAGCUAGGCUUUGUGGAAUGCUGUAACCACUGCAAUGUCUAUAGUGGUAACUCAGGCAAAAGGAAGUUUUCUUUCGAGAAACCAAAAAUGAAAUGCAACCACUUCAGGAUAGAAAGAGACAGAGAGAGAGAGAAAUGGGAAGAGAGAUGGAAGUGCAGAGAGGAAACUUGAGUUUGGAAUAGGAGGGUGAGUGCAGACGGAGAGUGCAACUGGACAGCAGAGCAAAAAUAUUGGGCAGCAAAUAUGAUGUUAAUAAUGAAUGGAAGGAAUAAAUCUGUCUUUGUGUGAGCGCCCAAUGAAUAUUACAGAGUGGUUUUUUGGAACAGCAUUCAUUAUUCGUAUAUUAUCUGAUUUAGAAUGUCAUAUCCUUUCUAUUACUGUAUGCAGAGACAUGACAUAAACAUUUGGCCUUUUAUAAUAAUGGUACCUGUGAGGACUGUUUUAAAUUGAUUGUUCGGAAUAGAGAAUAAAAAGAGAUUGUUAUAGCCUACAGUGAUCUUCCUUUCUUUUCACGCAUUCUCCCAGCAUCAAGUGUGUUACAAGUGUCUGAGGCACUGGGUUAUCAGUACCAUUUAUUGUACAUUACUCUAAGCUAUGAUCAGACUUUCUUACUAAUGAAUCAAUAAAUCGUAACUCAUUUCAAACCAUAAAA
Anarrhichthys ocellatus (wolf-eel) is the source of this 2777-nucleotide messenger RNA. Its product is annotated as fibrous sheath CABYR-binding protein. Bases 269 to 2044 code for a protein of 591 amino acids. Lineage: Eukaryota; Metazoa; Chordata; Actinopteri; Perciformes; Anarhichadidae. The transcript has 2 exons. The record is from RefSeq and is a predicted model, not a curated record.